UGGUCAAACCUAAACAGCUGUGCCAGGCCCAAGAAGACAAAAUCAAGAAGGCCUGCACAAAGCUUCAGGGAGAUCAGCAAGCCGGCAACAAACCGAACAUCAAGAGAACUGCAGCUUACUAUGGUGUUCCCGAGAGCACUCUUCAUGAUCGCUUUCGUGGUGCUCGCAAGUCUCUUAGUGAUGCUCACAAGCACCAGCAGCUGCUCUCAGAGCACAAAGAGCGAGUGCUUGUGGAUUGGAUCAAGCACCUUGAUGCUGCAGGCAACCCAAUCAGUAAACAGACCAUCAAACAGAAGUGUUACGCACUCUGCAAGAAGAUGCCAUCAAGGGCCUCCUGAAUGUAUUGCACUAAUUCAAGCACACCUUGAUGGUCACCCCCAGUUGAAGGACAAUAUGAAAUUUGCUGGUCUUUAUGGUCGGGCCCCUCGCGGACAGAAGCGCACGCAUGCGCACACAAGCACAAAUGACGAGAAUGUAGCACCGGCAAGUGCCACUGUUGCGCAACCUGAGCAUCCUGCAGUUCAUCGUCAACUGAACGAGCAUCACCCAUUUACUCUGAGUUCCCAACACAAUUUAC
Molecule: messenger RNA, 577 nt
Organism: Suillus subalutaceus
Lineage: Eukaryota; Fungi; Basidiomycota; Agaricomycetes; Boletales; Suillaceae
Exons: 1
Source: RefSeq, a predicted model, not a curated record